UUUACCCAUCAAUGUCUAACCAAACAGUGUGUAAUAUCUCUAUGGUACACCUUAGCACCUACAUAGCUUUGCAUCAAAUUCAAAGCAGUUCUAUUUUAAUUUUUGCAACACCUGGAGCAAAGAAAAGAGGGUCCUUUGAGUUAAAGAAGAUACAGAUAUGACUAAGAACAAACUGAUGGUCUUAUUCUUCUUCUUCUUCUUCUUGUUGCUGUCAGGGGUUGGAGCCCAAGCAGACGAUCGUGAUCGUGGCGAUGAGUGCCUGCCCACAAGCUGCGGAGACGAGGGCCCAGAAAUCCGGUUCCCGUUCUGGCUAAAGGAUCAUCAACCGGACCGUUGUGGCUAUGGGCCAGACUUCGCUCUUACCUGCUCUCCGGCCAACAACGAAACCCUGCUUGAUAACCCAUUUUCUGUCAAGGUGGUGGUCGAAUCCAUCGAUUACCAUUGUCAGUAUGUAUGGUACGAACUCUCCGGUGAUUAUGCUCUGCAUCAGAAAAACCUAAGCCUAAUAUUCGACACAUCUGCCUUCAGUCCAUUCCAAUUGUUGUCCAACAUUGGCCCUGGAUACGACGUAUUCAGUUGUCGCAUCGACUUGGAAUAUCCAUAUGACGCUCUCUGUGAAUACUCCGUAUUCAGUUGUCUCUCCUCCUUGGAAGAUACAUUUGACAUGUAUGAAGAAUAUACACCACUCCCAUGCCUCAGCCGCCAAGGUCAAAAUCUCUACUUGCUGAAUUCGGAUUAUUUGAUCAGGCGAAACCUGUUGAAGAAUUGCAAAAAUAUUGAUACCAUUCCAUCAAUUCCAUGUCUAGAUCUGCUCGAAACAGGGUACAAUUAUGGUUGCUCCGGGGGCCGGUCAGCCUGGUCGGAACCUAGUUGUGGCAAAUGUGAAGAACAAGGCCAGUACUGCAGAUUGAGUAGUAGCAAUAACAGCAAGAAGCAUGAAACCGAAUGCUUUGGCACUAUUCCACAAACUGACAUCACUAAUUAUCAUAUGCCACCAAGAGGUGAAAAAAAGAGCCCACUUGUUAAAGGUCUCAUCCCUCCUGGCGUUUUUCUUCUUGUUGUAUUUGUCAUAGCUACAUAUUUUGCCCACAGAUCUGACAUUUUAAAGAAAGAGGAUCAAUUAAAGGUUGAAAGAUUUUUAGAGAACUACAGAGCUCUCAAGCCUACAAGAUACACAUAUGUGGAGAUAAAGAAAAUUACUCAUAAUUUGAAGGACAAACUAGGCCAAGGAGGUUAUGGAACUGUUUUCAAGGGAGAGCUCUCCGAUGAGGUUCCUAUUGCAGCCAAGAUCCUCGACAGCUUCACAGGAAAUGGUGACAACUUCAUCAACGAAGUGGGAACGAUAGGUAUGAUCCACCAUGUCAAUGUGGUUCGCUUGGUUGGAUAUUGUGCUGACGGGUAUAAAAAGGCUCUUGUUUACGAGUACAUGCCCAAUGAUUGUCCAGAGAAGGUCAUAUCAUCUGAUCAUAAAAAAGCUUCACUUGGUUGGGAGAAGCUCCAAGAUAUUGCUCUUGGCAUAGCCAAAGGAAUUGAUUAUCUUCACCAAGGGUGUGAUCAAAGAAUCCUUCAUUUCGAUAUUAAGCCUCAUAACAUCUUGUUAGACAAAAAUUUCAUCCCAAAAAUCUCUGAUUUUGGGCUAGCCAAGUUGUGCUCGAAAGAACAAAGCAUCGUAUCCAUGACAGCUGCUAGAGGAACCGUGGGUUAUAUUGCACCAGAGGUGUUCUCUAGAAACUUCAGCAAUGUGUCACACAAGUCAGAUGUCUAUAGUUUUGGAAUGUUGUUGCUUGAAAUGGUUGGAGGGAGGAAGAAGAACAUUGAUGUUCGUGCAGAAGAAAAUAGCGAUGAAGUUUACUUUCCUGAAUGGAUUUAUAAUCGUUUAAAUCGCGAAGAAGUAAAUAAUAAUGAAGUUGAGGAAGGCGGAGAUGCCAAGAUUGUUAAGAAGCUAACAGUUGUAGGACUAUGGUGCAUUCAGUGGUAUCCAGGAGACCGGCCCUCAAUGAAAGCUGUGGUUCAAAUGCUUGAGGGAGAUGGAAAGACUUUGGCCAUGCCCCCGAAUCCCUUUUCUACCACCAGUCAGUCAAUUACAAGGGGAAACAUGGGUGGAAGGCAUUUUAGCAGUGUGUUAGAGAUCAUUUCUGAAUCCGAUUGAGAGAAGUGUUGCUUAAUAAUUGGUUGGUGUUUUUAGGAGAGUCUAAUGCACUGUCUUUUGUUUGUAAGUAUCAUGAUAGAAGUUUGUACUCAUCUACUGUUGUACCCUUAUUCCAAUACGAGUGAUAGAAUAAACUCGAAAUUGCUUUUUCGAAGUUUCUGUGAGUGUGUCGAGCCAUUCAUGGUGUAUGUAUAAUUUUGCUUGUUGAUUAAUUGU
Molecule: messenger RNA, 2365 nt
Organism: Rhododendron vialii
Lineage: Eukaryota; Viridiplantae; Streptophyta; Magnoliopsida; Ericales; Ericaceae
Product: rust resistance kinase Lr10-like
Exons: 3
Coding region: 158-2149 (663 amino acids)
Biological process (GO): protein phosphorylation
Molecular function (GO): protein kinase activity; polysaccharide binding; ATP binding
Source: RefSeq, a predicted model, not a curated record